CGAUGAGGUUAGGGAAUAACCAUGACCAGCCAACAUUCCUUAUAUAUGCCAUAGGAUUUCUAAUGUGAACUCCGCGCAAUCGUAGUCUAGCUGUAAAUGAUCAUGAUUUUAACCGUGGCUCACCAGCCCUGUCCUGUCUAUCUGGGAUUUAUGCGCUAUGCGCUAUCUUGCAAGUGUGCUGCAAACUGUGCAGGUAGAUCUUGCGGCCACAGUCUGUCGGCUCAGAAGCGCAAGACCGUUUCGCGACAAGAGAUGGCUCCUACGCGCCUAUACUGUUCCUCAACCUCAACAAUAAUGCUCACGACUUGAGGCCAGGCCAAACAUAAGCAGCUUCCUGCAACGCCGUCCAGCCAUCAUAUCACGCCCGCAAGGUUCCCUAUAUACUCCUCUGUAG
Aspergillus aculeatinus CBS 121060 is the source of this 394-nucleotide messenger RNA. RefSeq lists its product as uncharacterized. The record is from RefSeq and is a predicted model, not a curated record. Bases 97 to 309 code for a protein of 70 amino acids. The transcript has a single exon. NCBI's taxonomy places the organism in Eukaryota, Fungi, Ascomycota, Eurotiomycetes, Eurotiales, Aspergillaceae.